This is a messenger RNA of Brenthis ino (lesser marbled fritillary), 303 nucleotides long. Lineage: Eukaryota; Metazoa; Arthropoda; Insecta; Lepidoptera; Nymphalidae. The record is from the annotation of a GenBank genome assembly.
AUGGGAAACUCUAGUGAGAAGAAAUCUUGUUUAAAUAGUGUAGUGCAAUGGUGUUUUUGUGUGUUUACUUUGAUAAUCUGUGGGUACAGUUUAGUAAGGCAGCAGAGUCUGGAGCAGCGGCUCAAACGACUAGAAGAAUGGCAUCUACAAACAGAAGAUUCGUCAUUUAUAUUUCAUCAGCCGAAAGAAGAGAUAUUGAAGCGAGAUACCAGAGAUGUAACAGAUUGCAUAUGCCCUCCAGCACCAUCUAGUUCAAUAGCACAAACCUUCGUAGCUUGGCUUGUGUUAUGGAUACCAGAUAGU